CCCAAAAUCAUUUUCAUUCAAGAAAAGCCAAAAGAAGUUGGAACCAAUGAACUCUGCAGAGUAGCAGCAAAAACAGAGCCUAAUCUGUUUUUUUCCCGUGCUUGCCCUUCUCCUUGGAUCUUCCUUUGCUUUCACGCUACAACCAUCUUGAGAAUUUUGUUAAAUCAGUUCCAAAACAUCGAAAUCUUUUAAAAUCCGCCAUGUUUGCAGUAAUCUUUCUCUUCUCUCUAUUCGAGCUAAUGGCCUCUGCCAAAACUCUGUUUGGAAAUCAAUUUUCCUUUGAAUAACAUCAAAGAACCUUGAAGUUCCGAUAUCAUUUUGGAAUUGGAUUUGGAUUUUUCUGGUUAUUUGUGGCUGAUGGAUUCAUUCACCAUUCGAAAUGUCAAAGCUGAGAAAGCUAAUGCAAUCCUGAGGUACCGCCGGCUUCAGAAGCUUGCAACACUCUGCCGUUUCAUUGAGCUAUGCGUUUUUCUGAUCAUGGUCUCCAGGAUUUCUUCACAGCUUCCUGUCUCUGUCAAACUGUUCGGAGAUUAUUUCCGGGACUUAUUUGUCGCCCUCCUAAGCCCCCGGUUUGUGUUCGUAGUCGGAAAUGCGAUAAUCAUAAUUCUCUUCUCAAAAUCGGGUCAGUUCUCAACUCAAGACCCUGCUGGGAAUAGCAUAGAAACUGGAAUAAUUGAAAAAAUCAUGGACAGCAGUGAAAAAGGGCUGAGGAUUGGUAAAGAUGAGGCCAAGUACAGGGCAAAACAGGGCACCGGCAUAGAAAAGAGAGUUUCCACAGAAGUGCAUACUUGUUCUGCAGAAACCAAGAAGAAUUAUAGGAGGAACCGAUCAGAGAAUUUAGUGCUUGAUCACUGCAAAAAGUCUCUCCAUGUACUAAAGCGGUCGGAGACCGAGAAAUACCAAAAAAGUUCAGAUUUUGGUGUGAAACAGGUCGAGCGUUCGUACUCAGAGGACAAUAUGAGCAACGAGGAGUUUCGGCGCACUGUCGAGGAUUUCAUCGCCAGGCAGCAAAGGCUUCUGAGGGAAGAAGAGUCCUAAGCUUUUGUUCUUUGGUGGCAGCUGCCAGCAGCAGCUGAAGAGGAACCUACGUGUUUUUCAGUUCUUCUCUUUGUUCUUUUCCCUCUGCAUAUGGUAAAACACUUGGGACUGCAAGGAAAUCUUUCUUGAAACAUUGUAUCUUUUUUUAAUUACAAUGCUAUGGGCGUGUACAGUAUUUUCAUGAAGAUCAAAAUUCCCUUCUGGGGUUUAUUGCU
Molecule: messenger RNA, 1253 nt
Organism: Malania oleifera
Lineage: Eukaryota; Viridiplantae; Streptophyta; Magnoliopsida; Santalales; Ximeniaceae
Exons: 1
Coding region: 358-1038 (226 amino acids)
Source: RefSeq, a predicted model, not a curated record